Messenger RNA from Striga asiatica, 2749 nucleotides. The record is from the annotation of a GenBank genome assembly. Lineage: Eukaryota; Viridiplantae; Streptophyta; Magnoliopsida; Lamiales; Orobanchaceae.
GUCCGCAAAGAUUUGUUUUUUCUCUAACAAAAAACUCGAGGAGAACCAGCUUUAGUCACCAUAAUAACGUGGUUAAUUAACCUCUUCAAAAAAAUUUUGUUUUUUUGCAUGGCCAGCUCAGCAUUUUACUCAGCUUCUAAUUUUCUUAUAAAACAUAAUCCCAAUUUACUCAAUGAUAUAUCUCACUAUCUGCCCUCAUUACAUUCCCAUCAUGUUCUAAUCAAACUUGUAAGCCAUGAAACCAGAGAUGAACAAUUUGUUAGGCAAAAAUCAGCAGACAGUACUUUUCAUGCUCUUUGCCAUUAAUGUCCUUUCGUGCAUUUCCGAAGAGCGCGACAUCUACUUAGUUCUACUUGAAGGCGAGCCAGCUGCAUUUCAUCAAGCUAAUUCGACAUUUGAUAAACACAAUAAACAACAUUUUUUCGACAGAGAAGCUUGUGAUGCUCAUGCAAAGCGCCUGGUCGACUCGCACAACGAAUUUCUACAAAACACAUUAGAUGAAGGCAGCUAUAAAAAGCUAUACAGCUUCAAACACAUAGUUAAUGGAUUUGCAGUUGAGAGACUGAAAGGAUCUCCUGGAGUAAAGGUUGUGGAGAAAGACAGAGGAGCCAAGUUAAUGACGAGUCACUCACCGGAGUUUUUACGGUUGCCAUUAGUUUGGACUGACGAGAAAGGCAAUGAUGGUUGUGAAAAUGCUGGUGAAGGGAUUGUGAUUGGUUUUGUGGACUCAGGCAUAAACCCACUUCACCCGAGUUUCUCUUACGAUCCUUUGAAACCGGAGUUAGUGUCAAAUGGGUCUCGUUUUUCCGGGGCUUGCGAGGGAGGCCCACUUUUUCCCGAGACUUCUUGCAAUGGUAAAGUCGUUUCUGCUAGGUUUUUCGCGGCCGGAGCUCAAGCUGCAGCAACUCUUAAUUCUUCUGUGGAUAUUUUGUCGCCAUUUGAUUCGGAAGGACACGGAAGUCAUGUGGCCUCGACGGCUGCUGGGAAUUUUGGAGUUCCAGUGGUUGUAGAUGGCUUCUUCUUCGGUCGAGCUAGUGGGAUGGCGCCACGUGCAAGAAUUGCUGUGUACAAAGCUGUUUAUCCUACUGUGGGAACUUUAACAGACGUGUUAGCAGCAAUUGAUCAGGCUGUAUUAGACGGAGUUGAUAUCUUAACUCUCUCCGUGGGACCCGAUGCUCCACCAGAGGACACGCUUACAUUCUUGAGCACAUUUGACAUAUUCUUAUUAUCUGCACGAAAAGCCGGAGUCUUUGUUGUUCAGGCCGCUGGCAAUCUUGGGCCGGGCCCAUACAGUGUCGUUUCGUACAGCCCAUGGGCUUUUGGUGUUGCCGCCUGUAACACAGACAGAAGUUACCCCGGCACUCUUACCCUUGGCAACGGUCAAAAUAUAGGCGGAGUUGGAUUGUCAGGUCCGAGUUUUGGAAAUGGAUUGAUUCAGCAUAGACUGGUGCUUGCUCGGGAUGCAAUUAGGGUGAAUCGAACAUUUCCCAAUACUCCAGAUUACAUAGACGAGUGCCAGUACUCGGAGGCGCUGGACCCCACAUUGGUGAAUCAAAGUGUAGUUAUCUGCACCUUCUCGACCGGUUUUUACAAUGGAACUUCGAACCUGACAGCCAUAAUCGACACAGCAAAGAUGCUCGGGUUUUCAGGUUUCGUGCUUGUGGCGAACCCUGAUUAUGGGGACUUUAUUGCUGAACCUAUUCCGUUUUCUGUUCCUGGAAUAUUGAUCCCAAGGGCUAGUGAUGCAAAGAUCAUAUCUGAAUAUUAUGAAGAGCAAACACAAAGAGAUAAAAAUGGGGUUGUUAUAAGGUUCAGUGGGAGGGCAGCUAUAGGAGAAGGCAGAACAGCUUCUUACACAGAAAGAGCGCCUGUUGUGAGCAGAUUCUCGUCAAGAGGUCCCGAUUACAUCGACCAAAAGAGAAACCCAACCGAUGUCCUCAAGCCCGAUAUUUUAGCUCCGGGCCACCAAAUUUGGGCCGCUUGGAGCCCAAUGAGUGUCCAGAACCCAAUCCUGUCUGCCGUAUCUCUGUUUUUCUCGCCUAACGAUCCAAAUGGUUUGCCCUCAGGCUACAGUUUUGCACUUAUAUCAGGAACUAGCAUGGCAACACCUCAUAUUGCAGGCAUAGCUGCAAUAAUCAAGCAAAAGAACCCCAAUUGGUCUCCCUCGAUGAUUGCUUCGGCUAUGUCGACUACAGCCAUUAAACACGACAAUCGAGGAGAUCCAAUCAUGGCUGAAGGUUUUGCUGCCUACACACUUUAUCCAGCCGCCCCUUUUGGUUUUGGUGCUGGUCUAGUGAAUCCUAUCCAAGCCCUCGAUCCAGGACUUGUCUUUUCAUCUGAUUAUGAAGAUUACCUCAAUUUCUUGUGCUCUCUACCAAAUACCGAUCCCGAGAAAAUCAGAAGUGCAACUGGAGGAACAUGUGCAGCUGCUUUUAGCAACCCUUCGGAUUUGAACCAGCCAUCGGUCACAAUAACUGCACUUUCUGGAAUGAGAAUGACACAGAGAGUUGUUAAGAAUGUGGCGAGAAUACGAGAGACUUACCUGUGUGCCGUGUUCCCACCAAAUGGAGUCACAGUUAAAGUGGAUCCAUUAUGGUUUACUUUAGCUCCUGGAGAAUCUCAAAUCUUGGAGAUAAGAUUACUUGUCGAUCGGGCGCUCGAUGACUUCAGCUUUGGGGAAAUUGUGCUCACGGGGAGUUUGAAUCACAUUGUGAGGAUGCCGCUGUCAGUUUUUCCGAUUUCUGCUUGA